Molecule: messenger RNA, 1187 nt
Organism: Nicotiana attenuata
Lineage: Eukaryota; Viridiplantae; Streptophyta; Magnoliopsida; Solanales; Solanaceae
Exons: 5
Coding region: 210-1139 (309 amino acids)
Source: RefSeq, a predicted model, not a curated record
UUGAUUUCCUCUUUUGGGGUUUAAAGAAUGAGUCAGAAUAUGUUACUACUACUAAUUAAUCCCCUCCUUUUUAAAUUGAAUUCUUCUGGAAAAACUCUUGAAUUGGUUUCUGUGACUUUGGUCUUUGGUUAAUUCUUUUGAAUUAUUAUAUUUUAUAUAUAUACUUCAUUUGUUUGCAGGAGCUGAGCUUUUGAGCUACUUUUACUAAAAUGGCAAGUUCUGGGAAAGAAGAUCAAGAUCAAAGGAAAAUCAAUGGCAUGGAAGAUUCUAAAACAACAAUUGAAUUUCUCCGGGCGAGAUUAUUGGCUGAAAGAUCUGUAUCACGAACAUUAAGGCAGAGAGCUGAUGAACUGUCACAUAGGGUCUCAGAGCUCGAAGAGCAGUUAAAGGCCGUGUCUGUACAAAGAAAGAAAGCUGAGAAGGCCACAGCAGCUGUUCUGUCCAUAUUAGAGAACCAUGGAAUAAAUGAUGCUUCAGAGGAAUUCAGUUCAGGCUCUGAUCAGGAAACAAGCUUAUCCGACUCAAAAGAUGCUGAAAAUAAAAGAGAGGGAAGGGAAAUUUCGUCAAGUGUGAAAGAGAAAGAAGAUGAUGCGGACACAUUCUCAUGUUCCGAGAUUACAUCUUCUCCAUCAACUGCCAGAAGUUUGUCGUGGAAAAGUGACAAAGGUUCUUCGCAUUAUUUGGAUAGGAGGAAAUACACCAGUUCUAAUAGGAGGAGAUGUAACUUUGCAUCGUCAACUGGCAUCUCUUCUUCAAAACGGGUUGGUAAAUCAUGCCGACGGAUAAGGCGCAGGGAUACCAGAUCAGCUAGUGAUGAGUUACAAAAUAGUUCUGCUGAAUGUGCCUCUGAGGCUCGCCCAAGUUCUGCUAACAAUGGGCCUCAAUCAUUGACGGACGGCGCUGGUAACAGUGAUGCAAAUGAUCAAGUGCAAGUGACUGCAUCAGGUGUGUCAAUAAAUGGAAGAUUAGCAGAUAAGAGUGAUAAAGACAUGCAAAGAGCUUUAAAUCAGCAAACGCAACUUAUAGGGCAAUAUGAAGCUGAGGAGAAAGCCCAGAGAGAAUGGGAAGAGAAGUACAGAGAUAGUAACAGCUAUACACCGGAUUCGUGUGAUUCUGGUGAAUUACUUGGAUGUGACUGAAGAAAGAGAUAACUUGAAAGCAUCUCAGGAACCAUGCUUAGUUGGAAG